Molecule: messenger RNA, 792 nt
Organism: Emiliania huxleyi CCMP1516
Lineage: Eukaryota; Haptophyta; Isochrysidales; Noelaerhabdaceae
Exons: 1
Coding region: 1-792 (263 amino acids)
Cellular component (GO): cytosol
Molecular function (GO): magnesium ion binding; phosphatase activity
Source: RefSeq, a predicted model, not a curated record
AUGGACGGCACCUGGCUCGGCGACGACCACUCGCCCUCGCCCGGCGGCACCGCUGCCAUUUCUGAGGCUGCGGCCAGCGGUCUCGCCUUCUGCUUUGCAACCGGCCGGUGCCCGCAGUCGGCCAGCGACGCCUCAGGUCUCGAUCUCUCGUCGCGGCCCGGCAUCUACUCGAAUGGCGCGGUCGUGCGCGGCAUCGGAGGCGCCCCGCUGUACGCGCUCGACCUUCCCAGCGAGCUGCUCGGAUCGCUGGGCGAGCUUGCGCGCGAGGAGGGCAUCUGCGUGCUCUACAACGACAUUGACGACUUUUGGACGCCGUCGCUCGACGCGCCGAUGGCGUUGCACCUGCACGACGACUAUGGCGACCCUCGUCCCAAGCAGGGCGUUCCCUCCAAGGCGCAGCUCAUCCACCUCGUUGGCCGGGAGCAGGAGCUCGAUAGGAUCGAGGCACGAGUGCGCAGCGCCUUCAGCGGCACGUGCGCCGUGGGCCGAAACCUGCCGACCGACCUGGUUGCCACCCACCCCGAUGCGACCAAGGGACGUGCGGCGGCGCGACUGUGCGAGGCGCUCGGUCUCUCGCGAUACCUAGCCAUCGGCGAUUCGGGAAAUGAUGUGUCGAUGCUGCUCGCCGCCGCUGAGAGCGGCGACAUCGGAGUCGCCAUGGCAAACGCGCGCCCGGCCGCGAUGGAGGCUGCCGAGUUCGAGGCAGCGGCGCGCAACACAGACCGCGAGCCGGGCGUGCUCCUUGCCGUCCGCGCCGUGGCUGCCUCCAAGUCAAGUGCAUUUACGAGCUGA